CUACGGGCGCUGCGGAGGGUCAAAUCUCGCGCGCUGACGUGAUGUGUGCGGAAGUACCGCUGAUUCAGUUACUAACAGCUGGAGCUGCUUCGUGCCAGGAUCACACAAGCGGAUCGUGGAGGGCGGAUUAACAGAGAUGGACGGCAAUUUGACGCUGCAUUUAGCGAACUUCAGCACUCUGUUCGUGUGUAUGGUGCUGAAGUUCCCGCAGAUAUUCGUGAUGAUGCGGGCCAGAGCGAGUGCUGGAGUCAGUCUGAACAGUCUGCUGCUCGAGCUGCUCGGGUUCAUAGUAUUCAUGUCCUAUCAGAUGUAUUAUGACUACCCACCGCUCACAUACCUGGAGUAUCCCAUCCUCAUUGCUCAAGAUGUUAUAGUGCUCCUGUUAAUCCUGCACUAUAACAGGAACCUGAAACACAGCCUCAUAUACGCAGCACUGUUUGUGGGUGGAUGGCAGCUGCUUACAGUACAGAAGUGGGUGAUUGAUCUGGCCAUGAGUUUGUGCACUUUCAUUAGUGCCAGCAGUAAACUGGCACAGCUUCAGUGUUUGUGGCAGUCAAAGGACUCCCGGCAGGUCAGCACUCUCACCUGGGCUCUGGCCACAUAUACAUGCCUGGCGAGGAUCUUCACCACCAUCAUCACCACAGGAGAUACACAAGUUCUCAUUCGGUUUGUCGUCAUGACCAUUCUGAACAUGUGGGUCACGGUUACAGUCAUCUACUACAAACCUCAUGCAGUGAAGCAGGAUUAAGAGGAUGUCAUGCAGUGUAUCUCAAUGUAUUCUCUGUCUGCUGGUGGUGUUUUUUUCUAGAUUGAGGUCAGGUGCUAAUUGCGAUUAAUCACAUCCAAA
Carassius carassius (crucian carp) is the source of this 847-nucleotide messenger RNA. It is a transcript of the gene slc66a3, whose product is annotated as solute carrier family 66 member 3. Lineage: Eukaryota; Metazoa; Chordata; Actinopteri; Cypriniformes; Cyprinidae. The transcript is spliced from 7 exons. The record is from RefSeq and is a predicted model, not a curated record. The coding region runs from base 137 to 748 and encodes 203 amino acids.